Molecule: messenger RNA, 3564 nt
Organism: Helicoverpa armigera (cotton bollworm)
Lineage: Eukaryota; Metazoa; Arthropoda; Insecta; Lepidoptera; Noctuidae
Gene: Sec6
Product: Secretory 6
Exons: 11
Coding region: 186-2432 (748 amino acids)
Biological process (GO): exocytosis; exocyst localization
Cellular component (GO): exocyst
Molecular function (GO): SNARE binding
Source: RefSeq, a predicted model, not a curated record
GUCUGUGGUCAAGUGUCAGAAAGUCUAAAUGUCAAAGUCCCGAAAGAAAAUAUUUUCUAAAAUAUAAUAUUUUCUAUAACAUAAUAUUCAUCGAUGAUUGCUAAUAAUUUCAUAGCCGAUAAACAAUUCUCCGUAAUCAAAGUUGACUGAAUAGUUGCUGAAAUUCUAUAAAUUUAGUUCAUAAAAUGAGCACCAUGGAUGAAAUAGAAGAUGAAGCAAAAGCAGCAGCUGAAAAGAUGGUAAUGAAUAUGAUGCAGAGACCUGGACAGCUUGAAAAAGUGGAACACUAUAAAAAAAGGAUAACUCAUAAAAAGGCCUCCAUUGAAGCUCAGCUAAAGUCAGCAGUGCAGGGCAAGCUCGAUGGAGUCAGUGUUGGGUUGAAACAGUUACAAGAAUGCCUGGAGGAUGUUCAACAAGUUAGCUUAAAAAUGGAUGAACUGGAAGAGCUUUUGAAAGGUGUACCACCUCUUGUGGCAUCACUCCAAGCGGUGCGGGAGGAAGACUCGCGCCACUCCCAGUAUGUCACAGCCAUGGACAGUCUCAAACACAUAUUCACAGUACCAGAAAGUGUGGCCAAAACAAAACAAUGGAUAGGAGAAGGAAAACUUCUUCAUGCCCAUCAAUGCCUAAAUGAUCUGGAAAACUCCAGAGAUGAUUUGCUAUAUGAGCUCCAUAGAUUACCCAACCAAUCUUCACAUGAUAAGAUUAUGUUGAAGGCUUACUUUGAAGAUGUUGAAAUGGUGUCGAAUUUACUGGAGAAACAAAUUAAAUUGAUAUUAGCACGAACUUUGAAUACAGUUCGUAAGGAGCCCACGGUAAUUGUGACAGCAUUGAGGAUAAUUGAAAGAGAAGAGAAAAGGGAUCAAAUGGCUUUACAGCAACAAGACCAAACCGGAUUCAUGCCACCUGGCCGUCCCAAAAAUUGGCGAGCCAAAGCUUUCGAAGUUUUAGAAUGUGCAGUUGCUCAGCGUAUUGAAGGGACACGCGUCGAUGAACGUGAGGAUAAUAAACUGUGGCUGGUCAGGUACCUGGAGCUCACGAGGCAACUCAUAUUGGAAGACUUGAGGGUUGUCAAAACUUUGUGUGUCCCCUGCUUCCCGCCGCAUUAUGAUAUCGUUAACAAAUACGUCAAUAUGUAUCACAUAUGCUUAUCAGCAAGUCUCCAAGAUGUAGUAACUAAUGGCAUAGAAGGCAAUGAGUAUGUUACUCUUUUAUCUUGGAUACUAAAUACCUACCCUGGUCACGAGUUAAUGGGUAGCACAGAGUUAAAUAUUGACGUAACUACAUUGCCACCUUUAUUGAGCAAAGAAACUAUGCAAAAACUGCAGGAUGAAUAUUUGCAGAAAAUGGAGUCAAACUACAUGGAGUGGAUGGAGAAGACGCUGGAGUCGGAGCGCGCGGAGUGGGCGGGGCAGCGCGCGCCCGACGUGGAGCCGCACUCCAACGCCUACCACACGCACGCGCCCGUCAUCAUCUUCCAGAUGAUCGACCAGAACUUGCAGGUGACUGAAACUAUAAGCAAAGAAAUAACGUUUAAAGCGUUACUGCUCAGCAUCGACCAAGUUACACGUUACGGAAAUAUGUACAGAGAUGGAGUUAUACAAUUUAAGAACGGUCACUUCGCGGACCGGUCGCGCGUGGCGUACUUCACGCACCACAUGAUCACGAUCGUGAACAACAGCGAGCAGAUGGUGCGGCUCGCGCAGCAGACGCAGACGCGCCACUGGCCGCCCGCCCGCCACGACCCGCCCGCUGAGGCCAAGUUCGACAAAAUGCUUAACACAUUCCAGAGUUUAAGAGAUGAAGCUGCGCAAUUUCUCCUUGAGGAAGCAUUCCUGGACUUAGAAGUUCACUUCGAUGAUCUAUUUACAGCGAAAUGGUUGCAUUCUACUAUUCCAGUCGACACUAUUUGUAUCACACUCGACGAUUACUUUCAAGACUACAAUCAUUUGAGAGAUAAAAACUUUGAGUAUGUUAUUAACGAAGCUCAAAACUUGGUGUACAAAAAGUACAUUACAGCUAUGUUAUCGAAGAAAGUCGCCUUCAAAAAUGUGGAGGAAGCUCAGCAAGCUGCCACUAAGAUAGUGAAAGAGGCGAACCAAAUAAGGUCUUUCUUUAGAAAGAUAGCUGCAGAUGGUGUCAACGUGGAUUGGCCCUUCGAAGUCAUCAGUAUGCUAGCGGAGGUGCUGCGGUGCCAGGACAUCGAGAUGCUGUCGCUGGACCUGCACGGCGUGGUGGCGAAGUGCCCCGACAUGUCGGAGGAGCAGCUGUGGCGCCUGGUGUGGCUGCGCGGCGACGUGCCCCGCGCGCGCCUGCGCGACACCGUGCACAUCGCGCUCGCCAGCCGCCCGCCGCCGCGCGCCAACUCGCACCCCUCGCUCUUCAAGCACAUCACCUUCAGUGACCGCCUGCUCUCGCACUUCAACCUCUAAACCUACUAACACGUGCCUACACGGCUACAUCACACUUCAUACUCUUCCACUCAAAUCAUUUCACCCUUUAGUAGCUCAAAAAUGUAGGUUUUGCUGCUUAAAAACAAUGAUCAAAAUCAACUUUCCUCACUAGUGAGACAAAGCAUGGCCAUCCGGAUUAACUGCUUGGCUGCCGCUAAUUAUAGAACAAUAGAAAUCAAUUGUGUGUCCCGUGAAUCCGCACACUACCACCAGGGGUUAAGCAGCAAAACCUACAUGUUUGAGCUACUUACGUGAAAAUAAAUAUUGAAAUUAUCCGUUUGGAGUUUUGGAGCCUCCAGCGAGCGCAGUAGUGUUUUGUUACUACAUUUCCACGAGAAGAGCUACUCGCCUCGUUCCGUAUUCAGUCUACUUCUCCGAAGCAAGCUAGUAGUUACUAAUGAAUGCGUAAUGAUUCAAUAUACGAACAAAACACUAUUGCGCGUGCCCAAGACAUCAAUGUCUUCAGACGGGUGAUGUUACUUCAUGUAAGAUAUAGUCUACCCAACUAGUAUUAUGGGGUGCAUAAAAUUAUAUUUAAACUCGAUCACAUCAUAUUUAUCUUGGCAUACGCAAUAAAAGAUGAAGUCAAACUGGAAGGAACCUUAUCUAAAUUUGUUUAAAACAUUUCUAGUUGGGUUAGUGGCCGGAAUGACAGAAGACUUAUAGCUAUAAGAUAUAAAUAAUUUUCUGAAUAAUGCCCAUUGAGUAUUCAUCAACGCUAACGUAGUUUACUAGUACCUAAGUAUUUUUAAUUUAUGUACCUAUGUAUAAAUUGUGUAAUAUUGUGUAAGUUAAUUGUGUAAGUCUUUUUAUAAGUUUCUAAUUGUCCACUUCUUACAUUACAAAGUAAACAUUAUCUGACCUAGAGAAAAACUCAAUGUAUAAAAUGUUAUGUGAUCACAACGUAGGUCCCCAAGAUACAGGCAGCGCCUAGUUUGGGGACCACAGAACCUAAGAAAAUGUCUCCAAUAGAGAAGUUACAGCGAACAUUUGUAAUAAUUUACUUUAAUUUUAUAAACGUGACUCAUUAAUGUAACUGUGGAUCAAUAAACUUAAAACUAAACUAAAACUAAAACUAAACUGUAAAAUAAAUCUAUAUAUUUAUAUGAAA